CAUCGAAAUGUGGGAAUACCGGCGGAUACGUUCAGCUUUUCUUAUUAUUCUUCACGAAAGAGCGCUCUAAAUUCGUGGAGGUCCCAAGCACGAGACCAGGUGUUGUGUCGCCGUGUUGGCAAAUCAUGUCUCUCUGUUGCUGAGACCUCAGGGCCUGUCGUGUGGGUAUAUAUAUAUAUAUAUAAAGCCACUUGAGGAGUUACGCUGCAGAUGAUAGAUUUGGUGAAUGUUUGUGUGAGAGAAAAAAUGGAAGAAAAUAAGAUCGUGGGAUGGAGGAAGGAUGAUUCGCAUUGGCUUUUGAGUAUAGAAGAGGAUGAUGAAGAGAUGAAAGGCUCUUUUCCUCAGCCGCCGACGCCCAAGGAGCCGAUGGAUUUCUUGUCCAGAUCUUGGAGCCUCUCUGCUUCUGAGAUUUCCAAGGCUCUUCUUGCCCAGAAGCAAAAACAUGCCUUUCACAACAAUAAACCGGAUGCCAUUCCUGAGGCAGACGAUGAUGUUGCACUUCCACAGAAUAAUAAUCUUUCAAGACAGAUGAAGCAGAGAAAUGGGCGGAAAACUGUAGGGAGGUGGUUCAAUCCAAAAGAGUAUAGUAUUAGCAGUAGCGGGGGGGUCCAGAAGAAAGACAAAGCGCGGCUGGAAAAGGCGCAUAUGCAUGCUGUCCUGUCGGUGGCAGGGCUAGCGGCAGCGGUGGCGGCCGUGGCGGCAGAAGCAGACAAUGACAACAGCAGCUCCGGCGCCGCCCUGGCAUCCGCCACGGAGCUCCUCGCCUCUCACUGUAUAGAAAUGGCGGAAUCGGCGGGAGUGGAGCAUGAACGCGUGGCCGCGGUGGUUAGAUCCGCCGUCGACAUUCGCUCUGCUACUCAUCUUUUAACUCUCACUGCUGCAGCCGCCACAGCGUUGAGGGGAGAGGCGGCUCUGAAGGCGAGAUUGCCAAGAGAAGCAAAGAGAAAUGCAGCUAUAAGUCCUUGUGACAAAGCAGCAUUAUUAAUGGAAGCUUACCCAGCAGCUACUAAUCACAAAGAAAUGGAAGAAGAUGAUCCCCCCUUUGAAGGUGACUUGCUGCAAAUCACCCGAAAAGGACUGCUGAGAUGGAAACAUGUAUCUGUCUAUAUAAACAAGAACUAUCAGGUAGUAAUCAAGUUGAAGAGCAAGCAUGUUGGUGGAGCCUUUUCCAAAAAGAAUAAAAGUAUUGUAUAUGAAGUCUUUGAUGACACUACAGCAUGGCCAUUCAAGAAGGAAAAGGAGAAUGGGGAAAUAUAUUUUGGGGUGAGAACUGCACAGGCACUUCUAGAGUUCAAAUGCAAGAAUAAAAUCCACAGACAGAAAUGGGUUGAUGGAAUACAAAAUCUUCUUCACAGGGCCACUUCCAUUGAAGAAUCUGAGAACUCUCUCAGAAUGUUAAACAUCAAUAAGAGCAUUUGACAAAUUCACUUUUUGCCCCCUUUCUGGUUUGGUAUUUCACGAUGUCAGUUUAGAUUUUAAUAACACAAAUGGUGAUUUGUUUGUAGAAUUUCUGUAAAUUAUUUGGUCAUUAAGAUGGAUAGUGGCUUCAGAAGACAGAAAUCCCACUCUGUUCCCAGAUUCUCAAAUAAUUUGAGGGUCUAUUUGGUUAUUU
Molecule: messenger RNA, 1612 nt
Organism: Ipomoea nil (Japanese morning glory)
Lineage: Eukaryota; Viridiplantae; Streptophyta; Magnoliopsida; Solanales; Convolvulaceae
Product: VAN3-binding protein
Exons: 6
Coding region: 211-1419 (402 amino acids)
Biological process (GO): auxin-activated signaling pathway; leaf vascular tissue pattern formation; phloem or xylem histogenesis
Source: RefSeq, a predicted model, not a curated record